CCCACCCCACCCGCGUCAAGCCGGUGGCGCCGCCGAAUCGCUGCGCCGCCGCGCUCCCCCGCCGAUUGCCGGGCCGCUCCACCGAGCUUGCUCCGCAGCCUCCGCUUGGAUUUGCAAUCCGGCUUCUCGCUGGCCGUUUCGAAGGAUGGCCGCGCCGGCGGCGUUCAUGGAGCGGGCGCUCGAGCAGGCCAAGUUCGCGCUGGACAACCUCGAGGUCCCUGUAGGAUGUGUGAUUGUUGAGGAUGGGAAGGUGAUGUCCUCUGGUAGCAACAGGACGAAUGCCACUCGAAAUGCUACCAGACACGCUGAGAUGGAAGCCAUCGAUGUCCUGCUUCGGGAGUGGCAGAAGAUGGGUCUUGAUCAGGCACAGGUGGCGGAGAAAUUCGCAGGAUGCGACCUUUAUGUCACGUGUGAACCCUGUAUAAUGUGUGCAACGGCAUUGUCGAUCCUUGGAAUAAGAGAAGUAUACUUUGGUUGUGCCAAUGACAAAUUUGGAGGAUGUGGCUCGAUCAUGUCGUUGCACCAGGGUUCUACUUCGUCAGAUGAUUUGUCAGGGAGCCAACCCCCUAAACCAAAAGGUUUCAAAUGCACUGGAGGGAUCAUGCCUGAAGAGGCAGUGGCUCUGUUUAAGUGUUUCUAUGAGCAGGGAAACCCGAAUGCACCAAGGCCUCACAGACCAGUACGAAUACUUCAACAGUGACAGGUUUCUUUAGCUUGACUACAAGCAUAAUGUGGAGGAUCUCAGGAGCGCAGGCAUACAGACUUGACUGUAAAAUUGUAUUAACAUUAGUAACCUUGAAAGAAAUAUUUCGAUGUGAUGUAUGUACAAGAUACAAUGCCACCUUUUCCAUUUGAUUCUUUAAACAAUAUGCAUUUCUUUUGUGAAGAAUGGCUUUGAGAUAUAAUUUUAUGCUUAACUCUUA
Messenger RNA from Panicum virgatum (switchgrass), 923 nucleotides. Its product is annotated as tRNA-specific adenosine deaminase TAD2-like. NCBI's taxonomy places the organism in Eukaryota, Viridiplantae, Streptophyta, Magnoliopsida, Poales, Poaceae. Gene Ontology annotation, biological process: tRNA wobble adenosine to inosine editing. The record is from RefSeq and is a predicted model, not a curated record. Gene Ontology annotation, molecular function: tRNA-specific adenosine-34 deaminase activity; zinc ion binding. The transcript is spliced from 7 exons. The coding region runs from base 146 to 700 and encodes 184 amino acids.